Messenger RNA from Stomoxys calcitrans (stable fly), 4803 nucleotides. RefSeq lists its product as uncharacterized. NCBI's taxonomy places the organism in Eukaryota, Metazoa, Arthropoda, Insecta, Diptera, Muscidae. The record is from RefSeq and is a predicted model, not a curated record. The transcript has 2 exons. The coding region runs from base 1 to 4803 and encodes 1600 amino acids. Gene Ontology annotation, biological process: DNA integration; proteolysis. Gene Ontology annotation, molecular function: nucleic acid binding; aspartic-type endopeptidase activity.
AUGGUAGGCACGAGGUCUGGUAGUAGGGAUGCGGCAGGCCAGCCGGCCUGCACCUCAGGCGCAAAUCCAGUUCAACCGCCGGUGUUGAAUAUGCCUAUAUCGGGGGUCACCAUUCCCGCGACAACUACUGGCAAUGGACCACCGCCGUCGUCGUUGGCACCGCCCAUUGACCCAGUCAUGGAGGAGGUGUCCCGUAUGUUGAGUAGCUCUUUCCGAUCACAGGAUUCCAUUGCACCACCUAGUUUUAGUUCACUAACUGGCUUGAAUGCACCUGCCCGUCCAGUGGACCCGGCAAUGGGGUCUGCGAUGCGCGAGAUAAUCAAUUCGGCUGUAGGUUUGGCUCGUGCAGAGUUCGAGAGGGAACAGGCGGAGAGUAUCCGUAGGCUUAUACCCACCAUAGUAGAGGCCACCCGUCGCUCCUUAGGAGUUGGAGGCAUUUCCGCAAGGGGAAAUAUACCAGUGGAGGCACCCUUUCCGGCUGCUCCACCGGUCCAGGGGCCUCCUAUCAUACCGCCGGUUUCACGAGCUCAGACCGCACCCCAUCCACUUAACACGGCUCGACCGAUAUUGGGUUUUUCACAGCCACCGCCCUCGAUUUCUGUACCUAGGAUUAGCAGUUAUAUUCCCCCACCGAGCCUUGACCCACGGUCACAGGCUUCCGCGCAUAGGGAGGUCAAUCGGAUGGCGAAUGAGGGUGCAGCUUUUAUGAAUCCCCCGAUACAGCAACAGUUUCCCGGCCAUGUUGAAUAUCCUGCUGCUCAGGGUUCCUCCGGUUUGGAACAGGGCCCGGCAGGGCACAAUUUUGCGCAUCAUAUGCCACCUGGGCAGGAUGUGGAGUUUCCACCGCCAAAUCAUUCGCAGUGUGGCAGCGCAAGGCGCUCGACGACUCAAAACCCAGAGAAUGCCGCCAGAAUUACUUUGGCUAAAUGGGGUGUCAAAUUCGACGGCACUACCAAGACAAUGAAUGUCCACGAGUUCAUUUUCCGGGUAGGCGAACUCAAGCGAGAUUAUGAGUGCCCAGAUGAGGAUUUCAUUACAAAGUUCCAUCAACUUUUGGAAAGUCCGGCCUUGGAUUGGUAUUGGGGGCACCGGAAGUUUGUCCAAUUUCGAGACUGGAACGAACUACAAACGGCACUUCUCAAUCAAUACCAACGUUUCGAGAAUGAGUUCCAAGUGCAAACUCAAAUGCUGAACCGCCGCCAAUUACCUCACGAGUCCUUUGAGGACUUCUAUAACGCUGUUAUGCAACUAAGGACGCAACAGAAGGCACCCUAUUCCGAAAACGAAAUGGUGGAAAUUAUGCGGGGGAACUUGAAGUCGUCGUUGGCCCAGAUGAUUUUUUCAGCACGAAUCUCGAACCUGGGUGAAUUUUACCGAGAGGUGAAAAGGGCGGAAAACUUGAUAGCAAGUCAUAGACAGCAGUAUAGUCGUCCCGGCCCGCCACAAAGAGUACAUGAACUGGCCUGGGAAGAAGCUUUGCCACCAGAGAUCUUAGAGGUUGAUGCGAUACAGGACAGAACUAAGAUAAAGUGCUGGAACUGCGAGGCCGAAGGUCAUAGUUGGAACACGGAUCGGCCCAAGGCAAUAGCGGUACCGCAGCGCGAACUGAAACCACUACAUGUGCGGAUCAAGGAGUACAGGGAGGCUAGAACAAGGAUUUUUGGCACGGUGUCGAAUAAAAUACGAAAGGCGAGAGAGAGAUAUAAAGCCCGUAAGAGACUCCGACAACACAUAGCCGCCGCAACCUUAUAUGAGGGAGAGGACACAAGAUUCUACACCAAGAUUUCGAUAAACGGACAGCCGAUUGAAGGUCUGCUAGAUAGUGGUGCCACGGUGUCGUGUCUGGGCAAGGGUUGUGAAGAUUUUGUGGACAAAGCGGGGUUGGAGGUUUCACCUUUUGUCUCCGUCAUCCAAACAGCCGAUGGCACACCCCAUCGCAUUAAAGGUAGAGUCAGCGCCGCUAUCAAUUUUAACAAGAGAGAGUGUGCAGUGACAUUUUAUUUGGUUCCUUCCCUUAGGCGUGAGCUUUUUCUUGGAGUGGACUUCAUGAGGUCUUUUAAUCUUUUCGCUGGGGUCGACAGUCUUUCAACCAACGAUAUUGGCCUCUGUGGCGACGCUGAUGAUAGGACUGAUGAUGAAAUCAAGCUACACUCCUUAACAGACCAGCAGCGGAAACGCUUGAAUGUGGUGAUGGAGAUGUUCCCUUGCUACACCAAGAAGGGACUUGGUAAAACCUCGAUUGAAGUCCAUACAAUUGACACUCGCGAUGCUUGCCCGGUGAAAGAUAGGCAUUAUCCCGUAUCCCCGGCAGUGCAAAGACUCAUGUAUGCGGAAUUGGAUAGGAUGCUUAGCCUGGGAGUGAUUGAGGAGAGCGAGAGCCCAUGGAGUCACCCGGUGACGCUAGUCCGCAAGGGCGAAAAGAACCGGUUGUGCCUGGACGCUCGGAAGCUCAAUGCUCUUACGGUUAAGGACGCCUAUCCCCUUCCGCAUAUAGAGGGUUUGCUCAGUCGGUUGGGGGACACCUAUUUUAUUUCAAGUGUCGACCUAAAAGAUGCGUUUUGGCAGAUCCCCUUGGAUCAUGCAAGUAGAGAGAAAACGGCAUUCACGGUGCCUGGUAGACCACUUUACCAUUUUAAGGUGAUGCCUUUUGGGCUGUGUAAUGCAGCUCAAAGGCUUUGUCGUCUAAUGGAUAGGGUGAUACCAGCCGCGCUUCGGGAUAGAGUUUUCGUCUACUUGGAUGAUCUAUUGGUGGUAUCUCCAGACUUCGACACACACAUGGGGUUGCUAGAGCGAGUGGCCAAUUGUUUAUCAAAUGCAGGCCUCACAAUUAACGUAGCUAAAUCGAAGUUCUGCUUCAAAGAGCUACGUUACUUGGGGUAUAUCGUUGGUGGAGGAAAAUUGAAACCAGACCCUGAAAGGAUAUCGACCAUAAUGAAGUUCUGUUAUCCAAGGACCGCUAAACAGGUUAGAAGCUUUAUGGGUACGACGGGUUGGUAUAGGCGCUUUAUCGCCGAUUACGCCACCAUUGCUGCACCGAUUUUUAACACCCUCAAGAAAGGGAAGCAGUUUAAUUUUCCUGAAGAUGCCAAGGAGGCGUUCAACAAACUGAAGGAGGCACUGGUGACAAGCCCAGUCCUGACGCACCCGGAUUUCACAAGGCACUUCUAUGUUCAGUGCGAUGCCUCGGACUUGGGCAUAGGCGCUGUUCUAUUUCAGAGAGACGACUCAGGAGGAGAACAUCCAAUAGCGUAUUUCUCCCACAAGCUAACCUCCGCUCAGAGAAACUACUCAGUGACUGAGAGGGAAUGCUUGGCCGUGGUGAUGGCCAUUAAGAGAUUCCGGCCAUACAUUGAGUUGCUGCCUUUUUCGGUCAUUACGGACCAUAGCAGUCUCAAGUGGCUGAUGUCUCAUCGGGAUCUGAGUGGUAGGUUAGCCAGGUGGAGCUUGCAUCUGCAGUCGUUCUCUUUCGAAAUAGAGCACCGCCCAGGUAGCCAGAACAUAGUCCCGGAUACACUGUCCCGAUACAGCAUGGAGGAGGUCGCCAUGGACGUUAGCAGUUUCGUGGACCUGGAAUCCUCUGCAUUCUCGACCGAGAGUUAUAUGGAUCUUGUGGCCAAGGUGAAGGAUACUUCCGCUCAGCUGCCCGAUUUGAGGGUAGUGGAUGGGUUGGUCUAUAAAAGGACCCAGCACGAUGAUGGAAUUCCCCUGAAUGAGGACUUCGCCUGGAAGUUGUGGGUUCCAAUGGAGCUUACACGAGACAUCAUCCGAAAGGCUCACUGUCCCCCUCAAGUUUCCCAUGGUGGUUUCCACAAGACGCUGAGAAGGGUAAAGGAGUACUUCUACUGGCCGAAUUUGAAUACUCAGGUUAGACAGUUUGUCCAGGAGUGCCAGACCUGCAAGGAGACGAAACCAUCAAAUACUACCCUUAGGCCACCCAUGGGGAAAGAGUGUGUGACAGAGAGACCCUUUCAGAGGAUCUAUGUCGACUUUUUGGGGCCUUACCCCAGGUCGAAAUCGGGCAAUACAUUCAUCUUUAUUGUGCUAGACCACCUGUCCAAAUAUGUGCUUCUGAAAGCGAUGCCCAAGGCGAGUACCCGGAACGUGGUGAGAUUCCUAAUAUCGGAGGUUUUUCACAAAUUUGGUACACCGGAGACUUUGGUGUCCGAUAAUGGCAAGCAGUUUGUCAGCAAGGAGUUUGCAGAGCUUGUGAGGAAUUUUGGCAUCAACCACGUGAGAACCGCGGCUCAUUCACCCCAGGCGAAUGCGUCCGAAAGGGUGAACCAGUCCAUUUUGACGGCCAUUCGCUCCUAUUUGCAGGAAGACCAAUCGGACUGGGACAAACACUUAUCAGAGGUGGAGUGUUCGCUCCGUUCCUCUGUGCACUCAUCCAUAGGCGUAACCCCGUACUACGCACUCUUUGGCACGAAUAUGAUAAAUCACGGGAGUAUGUAUACGAUCGCUAGGAAACUUGAGCUGCUGAACGACCCCGAAUUGAACUUCCUGAUGAAGUCCGAGAAACUGGAUCUGAUAAGAGGCAGAAUCAGGGAAUGCCUGCACAAAGCUUACCAGCGUGGCGAGAAGGCGUAUAAUCUACGGUGUAGAGUAGUUAACUAUAUUCCUGGUCAAGAAGUCUACCGUCGGAGCUUUAGACAAAGCGAUUUUAAGAAGGGGUACAAUGCUAAGCUGGAUAAUAAGUUUGUACGGUGCCGCGUAGUGAAGCCGAUUGGUAAUUCCCUUUAUGAAAUAGAGGAUUUACAAGGGAAAUCCUUGGGUGUCUAUCACGCCAAGGAUUUGAAGCAAUAG